Arabis nemorensis is the source of this 663-nucleotide messenger RNA. Lineage: Eukaryota; Viridiplantae; Streptophyta; Magnoliopsida; Brassicales; Brassicaceae. The record is from the annotation of a GenBank genome assembly.
AUGGCUGAUCAGAUUCAGAUCCAGACGACGAACCAAGAUCUACAAGAACCAAUGGCGGAGAUCAUGCCAAAUGUGAUAACAGCAAUGUCGUAUCUCUUGCAAAGAGUAUCAGAGUCCAACGAUAAUCUGAGUCAGAAACAGAGGAUCUCAAACUUCCAUGGACUAACCAAACCUUCCAUUUCAGUCAGAAGCUAUCUCGAGAGGAUCUUCAAGUACGCGAAUUGUAGCUAUUCGUGUUACAUCGUCGCGUAUAUAUACUUGGAUCGGUUCGUGAAAAAGCAGCCAUUUUUGCCCAUCAAUUCCUUUAAUGUUCAUAGGCUUAUAAUCACAAGUGUCUUGGUCUCUGCUAAAUUCAUGGAUGACUUGUGUUACAACAAUGGAUAUUAUGCAAAACUUGGAGGAAUAAGCAUAGAAGAGAUGAAUAUGCUUGAGCUUGACUUCUUGUUCGGAAUCGGGUUUGAGUUAAACGUCGCCGUUUCUACUUUUGAUAACUAUUGUUCUUUUCUUAAGAGAGAAAUGAUGAUGUUGAUCAAGAUGAAGUCUCUGUUUUUAGAACCUUCUCUCUCAUUCAGAAGCUCUUUUAAGACUAAACUUCUAAUGAAUCCACACGAGGAAGAUUCUUUAUCUACCCAUCACAACAAGAAGCAACUCGCUGCUGCUUGA